This is a messenger RNA of Trichobilharzia szidati, 3907 nucleotides long. Lineage: Eukaryota; Metazoa; Platyhelminthes; Trematoda; Strigeidida; Schistosomatidae. The record is from the annotation of a GenBank genome assembly.
AUGAAGUGUUCAGCAGUGAAGACCAUUACCACGAAUACUGUUACAAGAAGAACACCACCAACAAGAAUCCCUUUUGGUUAUAUGCACAAUUCAUCUUCGAUGUCUACUCCAUCGCCUUCAAAAUCAUCAGCAGCAGUAUUCUUUGGCGUCUGUUCAAUUCCAACAACAACACCUCCUCUUAUUCCUCUUUUUCCACCACGUCAGAGGAUGAUGACGAACAAUAGUCACCAACAUUCAAAUACUGAGACACAUUCAUGGAAUAAUAACAACCAGUGGCUGUCAUCAGUACCGGUAGGAGAACAUAGAAAACAUUUGGAUUCCACACUGAAUAAUUCUGAUAGUGGAUUUCUCAGCGGUGACAACAGUCAUUCAUCAGGUUUAACAGAUAAUCGAACAAAUCAGUUUGAUAUUGUCAGCGAUGAGUAUACUAGAUUGACAGUAGGAUGUCCUAAACCUUUGGAUACACCGAAUGUUGUUCAUUCUUUAACUGAUUUACUCAUGAAUUCAAUGUCACCACCGUUUGAAAAAUUAGAAGAAAACGAACAAGAAGAAGAUCGACAACAACAACAGCAACGCUUUUCAGCCUUUCGUGUGCCUGUAAAGACUACCACAGACUCUUCAAGCAGCAAUCUCACAUCGAAUUAUUUUCAUCGACAGCAUGACACAAUGACUUUCAAUCCUACCACACCACCACCACCAACAACAACGGCAACAACUCCUACUAAUUUUGUUUCUUGUGAUUCUAACCAUGACACCGUAAAGCCAACAACAACAACAACAUCGCCACCGAUAUGGAGACCAUAUUUAGACUAGAUUGAAGACUUACCUUAUUUUUUAUAUUAGCGCCAAAAAUCUCUUUUUCCACAUAGCCAUAUACAUACAAUUUUCAUACUGUACAUAAGACUAAUCCAUACAUCAUAAGUAAAUAGAUGUCACUUCAGAACUCACUUAUUACUCAUUAUUACUACACAUUGUAUUCAACAUGAUUUUAGUUUGCUAAUUAUUUUUCGAGAUACACAGGUUGUAGCCUUCAAAUACAUUGUUAACUACUUUCGAUGUAAUGUGAGUGGUUGAUGUCUGAAAGUGAAGGAGUAUACCUCGGAGUUAAAGACUGGAUGUGAAGUACCGACUUUCGAGUUAGAGUAGGACGUUUCAAUUUCUUGAAGGUAAUCUAAGUAAAAGGAUUAUAAUCUUCCUCUUUUGAAGAAUUUAAUACCUGAAUGGUGUAAAACAGGGAAAAAGGGGUCGGGUUUAACAAUCUACCGAGAUUUUUCAGGUUUGAUCAGUUAUUGAUAUCAGUUGAAGGAGGAGAGUUGAAAAAGAGCCAGGGAUUUCUGGAGAGCUUUUCGUCCUAUUUUGGGACUCGCGGAUGGUACAAGCCCACCAGAGGCGGCAGUUCAAACUCAGUGCCUUCUGAUUACAAAACAAACUGAUAUAAGUAUAAAACUUGGGUACUGUGGUAGAGUAUAACUCCAUAAUAAGGAUUCUAACAAUCAACUUAUUAUGACUAUAAAAACCCUCGUCGUAUUUCCCAUCUAAUUGUAAUGGAUUAAUAACACUCGUGCUAUUAUUUCUGAAUGUACAUUAUCUCAUAUUGAAUUUUAUUCCAAUAUCUAAUCGAUUCCACACAUGUGUAUAAAUGAAGGAAAGAAGUUGUGUGAGUAACUUGAUAUGAUUAUGAGUGGCAAUAAUUUGUGCUCGAAACGUGGUCAUCAGUUAAUAUAACUGUACAACACUGUGUGAUUUAUCAAAAUAAAAUCUUAACCAUUAUGGAUUUAACUUUUGAGUUAGGGAAAUUAAAAAGGUCUACGUAUGAAUUGAAAUGAUAUGAUGAGUCAAGGAGCAGAGGUUCGCCAACAGAUGCUGAAAGCUUUGCCUACAUGUGUCUACAUUUGCCAUUCACCACCUAUCCCAUAUUUUGAUGAUGGAUUUUGUAGGGAUUUAGAAUAAAUUUCAAUUGUUAGAUUUUAUCAUAAAAUAAGGUCAGUUAGAGAUCGUUGAGAAGCAUGAGGCAAUGGACAGCUGUUUCGUCCUUAUUUUGGAGUCCAGAAGUAUAACCCCACUAGGGGGAUCGAAUCCACGACUUUUAGGUUACGGGACCGAAUCCCCUGAUCAUUUGGAUAGGAACACAAUGGCUCGUGAAUUCUAACUCAUGUAAAUUCGUAGUAGAGCGCUAUCUGAUUGACUGACUGGUUUCAAAGUAAAACUUUGCACUGAUGUGCAACAGUUCGAGUCGCCACACUCCAUGUAGCACACAAAGCAAGAGAAGAGAGUAGAAGAAAUGAAAAAUAGAGAUAGUAAAUAGGAAUAUGAGACAAAAGGAAUAGUAAUAACGAAGAGCAAUAUAGUUUCAUUGGAAAUUAUAAGCCACAAGGACUGGAUGCAUCUGCGCCAUCCCUGAGAACGAUUUUGAGCUACAUCACUGAUUGUCUUCAUCCAUUGCUUUCUACCGUCUCGAGGACCCCAACCAGGAAGUCUACACCUUCCUAGGUGGCUGGCCUAAACUAACUGUUGUGGAUUUGAUUGACUGACAAAGCCAUGUUUUGGUUUAACCACCACUGACCUUUUCCAAUCUGUCAGCUAACAAUGCCUGUUGUCGAGGAAGAUAUGUACUAACCAUCUCAGAGCACUACAACUAACAAAUGCCUUCGAUGAGCAUCCACUGACUACUUCUAACUACAGCUUCAGAAGCUAGCCAUCAGGUGGAUACUGACAUUUAAGUCAAUACUUAUAUCCAUCCCAUAAUUUCCAAAUCGACGUCUUAAACCAUCAAGAACAACAGCUGACAGUAUCCAACAGUAUGAAAACAUACUGUCAAAAUCGUAAUUGUUAAAUAGCCGAGACCUGUUACAUCCAUGGGCACGACUGGUAAGAAAAAUACUUAACGGCUACUUACUUAUCAUAUGAGAUAUUCCGGGACUAGUGAGUGAGAAAACAUAAAAAGUGAUAUCAAUUAGUGGAGAUUGUUCACGAACAAGUCAGAAUUUAGUGAUGAUAAGACUUCUUUGGCUGCACUGCUUGUCAACCAUCCCGUCAUACAAACUUUCCAAUUAACUUAGAAUAAACAAACACGGCAGAUACACUACUGAAGGCUUCAUAUAACAGAACUCCAUUACUCGCUAAGGAUAUCAGAGUUAGUAAAUGAAAAAUCAAAGUUAACCUGAUCAGAUUAUUUUAACAAUUAGAAAAAGCUACUCCCUGGUUACCUACCUACUAAUGACAAUGCAAACUUCUAAUGCUACAAUUGGAAAGAAUGGCAAUACAUUCAUCACCUCAUCAGGAACAAAUGACAUAGGUUAAAAUAGUACCUGAUAGUAUGUAAGUAGGUGUGAAUUGGAUUUGAAACCAAGACCCACUGAUUGAAAGUUGAGUGCUUACACAAAUUAGCCAUAUUUCCAAUGAGAAAAUUUAGGAUGAUACUCCUGACAUUCAUAAUGGAGACGUUAAAAUGAUCUAUAGGAAAAGUCGGGCAACUGACGAAGGCGAGGAAAUAUGAAGAAACGAGAUCUGAAGACCGUCUAAUAGUGAGGUCAAUAUAUAAUAUAAUGCGACACCAAUUCCGCAUACUAAAAGUUUAGUCUCCCACUGACAACUCACGCUCUUCCGCAUCAGUAAGGCAGGAUACCAUAAUUAUCUUGCUUUUUAAUUUUCUCGAAAACCCAACCCUGAAGAAUUUCUGCUUCUAAACCCUUUAAUGAGAGAUCUUCAGGGUUGAAAAAUUCCAAAAAUACAACUUUAUGAGGUAGACUAACGCAGUCAUUCAGGAAAAAUGCAAGCAGUAUACCCUACGAACCUCAAAUCAGACCUAUUUAUAGCCUGGUUAAAGUCACCAAAAUUGGUUUUGCAGAGUCAGAUUCAGUUGAUAAGGAUAGAAGGCUCUUGUGGCCUGUGUUAAUCUUUGCAAAAU